AUGGGGUUUGUGGUCAAAUGUUCUAAAGCUCGAAGCAUUUGCAUGGUAUCCAUGGCCUUUGCCUUAACAGUGCUGCUAGUGAGGUAUGAGGUGUUUGAGGAUGAGAUGUUAUUUUCAAAGAGAAACACAACAAUGAUCAAAACUAGGAAGCAUUUGAAGAGGCCUACUUCUGGCUCUGGUGUAGAUGUGGAGGACAUGAACCGCAUAGGGAAGGCAUGCUCGAAGGAGGACAUAGCCAUAUAUACGGGGGAAGCGGCUCCUCUACCAAGCGGGAUACCUUCCUAUGCAGUUCAAAUAAUGAACAAGUGCAGCAAUGAUUGCAGCAUAGCCAACAUUAGGCUUCACUGCGGCUGGUUCAGCUCCGCCAGGUUGAUCAACCCAAGACUGUUCCGCCGCCUCCGAUAUGAUGAUUGCCUUGUCAAUGAUGGCCGGCCCCUUCCCCCUGCCACAGCCAUCUCCUUUCAGUAUGCCAACACUUUCCGCUACCCUCUCACCGUUGCAUCCCUCGUUUGCUUAUAG
Messenger RNA from Arachis duranensis, 519 nucleotides. Its product is annotated as TPD1 protein homolog 1. Gene Ontology annotation, biological process: cell fate determination. The coding region runs from base 1 to 519 and encodes 172 amino acids. The record is from RefSeq and is a predicted model, not a curated record. NCBI's taxonomy places the organism in Eukaryota, Viridiplantae, Streptophyta, Magnoliopsida, Fabales, Fabaceae. The transcript is spliced from 3 exons.